Messenger RNA from Punica granatum (pomegranate), 1577 nucleotides. The record is from RefSeq and is a predicted model, not a curated record. Lineage: Eukaryota; Viridiplantae; Streptophyta; Magnoliopsida; Myrtales; Lythraceae.
AUGAAAUUGAUCAUCCGGCACCCAUGCUAUGCCUCUGCCGAUCUCGAGACGGAUCUCCGGCCAAAGAUUCAGUAUUUGCUUUCUAUCGGGAUCGAAAGGGCUGAUUUGCCUGAAAUCCUGCCCACGAACAAGGCGAUCCUGUCGAAGGACGCAAACCACAUCGUCCCAACGUUCGAUUUCGUGAAACAGAGCCUGACAUCGCACAAGGAUCUUGUCGACGCGAUCAGGUUCUCGGGGUGGUUGCUGGGUCGCAAUGUCAGUAAUUACAUGGUGCUGAAUAUGAUCAUGAUGCGGGCGCACGGGGUGCCCGAGCGGCUCAUCAGGAGGCUGAUGUCCUUGAGGCCCUCUACUCUGAUGGUGAAGCCCGACCGGUUCGAGGAAGCGGUUAAGCAGAGCCUGACAUCGCACAAGGAUCUUGUCGACGCGAUCAGGUUUUUGGGGUGGUUGCUGGGUCGCAAUGUCAGUAAGUACAUGGUGCCGAAUAUGAUCAUGCUGCGGGCACACAGGGUGCCCGACCGGCUCUUCAGGAGGCUGAUGUCCUUGAGGCCCUCUAGUCUGAUGGUGAAGCCCGACUGGCUGGUUAAGCAGGAGGAGGAGUUGGGGUUCAAGCCCUGGAGAGUGACAUUCCUCCUCAGCGUCAAUGCGAUCGCAAUGACGAGGAAGAAGACCUGGGACAGCAAGAGAGAGCUGUGUUUGAGGCUCGGGUGGUCCAAGGACGAGUUCUUCUUGGCAUUCAGGCUGCAGCCCAUGAUGAUGCUAUGCUCAGAGGCGAAGAUUACGAAGAUGAUGGAGUUCUUCGGGAGCAUGCUCGGGCUGGAGCCGUCGAUGACCACCAAGUGUCCCAACCUCUUCCUGACCAGCCUCAGGGAGAGAAUCAUCGCGAGAUGCUUCGUAUUGCAGGUCCUGAUGUCGAAUGGGCUGAUCGAGAAGCCCAGUAGGACGGUAAUCACUGCACCGAACGCGAGCAAGAUGAAUUUCAUUGAGAGGUAUUAUGCUCCAUUUCAAGUGGUUUGCCUGAUGUAGUGAAGGCUUAUGAAAGCAAGGUGAAAUUUAGAGGAUUUACCGAUAAGCUCUCGUGACAAGCCGUUUCCAUUGAAGUUAUACGAGCUCUGAGAUGACUGAUGAGAUUGUAGAUGUUCGGGAGCAAUUGUGUAGCUAGAUAGAUGCUUUGAUCAAUAAAUUCCGAGUCCGUCUUGCUCUAACCUUUAGCUAGCAAUAACGAUGCCAGAACUUCAGAUCAAUCAUUCGUCAGUCGAUGGUAGAGAGAAUCGGGUCAGCGUUGGUAAAUCUUGAAGGUAGGUUGGUGUUCAUAUGUACAUUCGAGUAUUGGCAUUCUGUGGCAUCUCUCAUUUGUCGAGGGACCGUAUUUUGCUGCAAGUGCCAUGGUCAUUUGCUUUCGUCGGAAUCGCUCAGCCUUCUUUGUACACGUUCAUUUUUCACGCGCAUUAUCUUCAGCGGAACUGCAAUAACAUCGGUAUGUUCUCCCCAGAAAACAAAACAGGCAGAGACAUGUCCAUUCCAUGUGGCGGGAAAGCCGUGAAGCAUACCAAACGGGGAAAAUCAGUCCUUUUCUGGGU